This is a messenger RNA of Homarus americanus (American lobster), 1507 nucleotides long. Its product is annotated as methyltransferase-like protein 24. Lineage: Eukaryota; Metazoa; Arthropoda; Malacostraca; Decapoda; Nephropidae. The record is from RefSeq and is a predicted model, not a curated record. The transcript is spliced from 5 exons. Bases 154 to 900 code for a protein of 248 amino acids.
AAUGCUUACAAAGGAACACCAACAGAAGUAACAUCAGGAACACCAGCAAUAACAGAAGGGGCAGCAGCACAGUCACCGUCAGUAAAAGCGUUAACGGGGACAACACCACACACAGCAGUACUACAUCCUCCUGCGUCAACCUACUGUAGAGAGAUGCUGCCAGUUGCCUCAAGCAGACACAAGCCGCCCUUCUAUUUCAACAACAACCUCACCGCCUUCCAUCAGUACGCGGAGACUCCACAGGUGAGGUGCCCUGAAAAGCAGUACUUCGGAGGGAUGAAGAGCAAGGCGGGCCCUGUGGACGGGGACAAGGCCGUGUGUCUAGCGCCCGUCUACAACAUCACACCAGGAGAUUGUAUCGUAUAUUCCUUCGGCAUCAACAACGAGUGGAGCUUCGAUGACGCCAUGGCACAGUUUGGCUGUCAGGUGUAUGCCUUCGACCCCACGAUGGGUGUGGAGGAUCACCGCAGGUCAGACAAGAUCUAUUUUUACAACCUGGGUGUUGGGCCAGCUGACCUCCACACUAAGCUGGGCGGUGUUAACGCCACGGUCAGAACGCUUGGCCACAUAAUUGACAUGCUCGGUCAUAUUAAUAAGACAAUAGACUACUUGAAGAUAGACAUUGAGGGCUACGAGUACUCAGUGUUACAGCAACUCUCUCAAGAUGUUGACAGCCUACGACAAGUGAAACAGUUGGGCAUUGAGAUUCAUCCGGGCAUGGAGUACCACACGAUGAUUUACGACCUGUUUGUAAUGCUGGAGUACCUCGGUUUCACCACCUUCGACGCCCGUAGGACCCCCCACGAUGACCUCUGGUACACCACCGAUAGACUCCCAGACCUCGUGUUCGCCUCCUGCUACGAACUGGCAUGGGCACAAGUCGACUUCCCCAACUGGUGAAUCAACACUUGUCGUUCGUCAAUAGUGAAUCAUAAUUUCCUCACACGUGAUUCCUUGCAAGUGAAUCAUGACUCCAGUCCCAACGCCGCCAUGCACACGUCCAUAUACAAGUUCAGGAAGAACCCACGCCCACCAUAGUGGAAAUAUGUAUAAUCUAGGGUAACAUUUCACUUGUCACAAUACGAAGUUAAAACUGUUUUUCUGGUGGUUUUUAAUGUGUUAUGAACGAAUUUGACCAUGUCUGGCGCAAACCAAUAUAUUUGUUAUAAAAUAAAGGUUAAAAGUUUUCGGAACACAUCGAAAUCCAUCGGAAAAACACUUUUGAAUCUAACUAACCUAACCGGGGAGCUCCACAGUCGUUCUCUUAUGUUCUGGGUGUAUACUGCCACGUACGAACAUACAUAAUAAAAUGUUAAAUAUCUUGCUUAAACGUAAUUUACACCAGGAAUGCCAUUGAAGAAAAUUGUCUUAUUAAAAUUGUCAAUAUUACUGAUUUGCAACUAUAAAAUUCCCCUGAUAAGUUUAGUAGUAACGAGUAAAUACCUCACCGAAUUGUCUAUGUUCAUGUUCACAGUUGACUACAUAGUUUAUAAACAUGCUUAUCCAA